Amblyraja radiata (thorny skate) is the source of this 1324-nucleotide messenger RNA. RefSeq names its product ADP-ribosylation factor-like 1 (gene arl1). Bases 132 to 677 code for a protein of 181 amino acids. NCBI's taxonomy places the organism in Eukaryota, Metazoa, Chordata, Chondrichthyes, Rajiformes, Rajidae. Gene Ontology annotation, molecular function: GTPase activity; GTP binding. The transcript is spliced from 6 exons. The record is from RefSeq and is a predicted model, not a curated record.
UUGUUUUUAUUUUUUUGACAACUGAAUUGUUUGACGUCGCUUCGCUGCCGGGCGCGAAUCUGCGAGCGGUGUUGGUCGGCUACCGUCGAUUGCGCGUGCAGCCGCGAGUGACGGCCACGUCGGAGGGAGACAUGGGUGGGUGGAUCUCCACCUUGGUUUCCGGCCUGUUUGGCACACGAGAAAUGAGGAUAUUGAUCUUGGGUCUGGAUGGAGCAGGCAAGACCACGAUACUCUACAGGCUGCAGGUGGGAGAAGUCGUUACCACGAUCCCCACAAUUGGCUUCAAUGUUGAAACUGUGACGUUCAAGAACCUUAAGUUUCAAGUGUGGGACCUGGGUGGACAGACCAGUAUACGCCCCUACUGGCGUUGUUAUUACUCCAACACUGAUGCCGUCAUCUACGUGGUCGACAGCUGUGACAAGGAAAGAAUGGGGAUCUCAAAGUCAGAACUUGUUACGAUGUUGGAGGAAGAAGAGCUGAAGAAGGCUGUGCUAGUGGUGUUUGCAAAUAAGCAGGACAUGGAACAUGCUCUGAGUCCCACAGAGGUGGCCAACGCACUCGGCCUCCCUGCCAUGAAGGAUCGGAAAUGGCAGAUAUUCAAAACCUCUGCAACCAAAGGAAUUGGUCUGGAAGAAGCUAUGGACUGGUUGGCUGAAUCCUUGAAAUGUAGACAAUGAAAACUUGGUUCAUUUCCUGUCACGAGAUUGCAACGGUCAGCGUUAUGAUCUUUACCCCCUGCAUCUCCAGAAGCCUUUUAAAUAUGCGUAAGGAUUAUUUGUUCCAGAGUUCUGCAUUUAUUCCUGUUUUUUUUUUUUUUUAUAUUGUAUUUAUGUGGGGUUUUCCUCUUUUGGGAUUUCUUUCCAAGUUUAACUACUCGGUCGAAAGGGGUGUGAACUCCUACACUAGGAGAGGGGAGUUAGACUUUAGUUUACAUUAAUUUCCCGUUUGUGAUUUAAUGGCGUGUUAAUACAACUAAUAAAGCAUUCCUUUGCUUGAUUGUGAUAUGUUCAAGGACAAUUUUAAAAGCUGAAGAGGGAGACUAUUAAAAUGUUGUGUUCACAUUAAUUAAACAAUCCCUGUAAAGGUUUUUAUCCUGGCAAGGCAUCUAGGUGGUCUAAACAUUCUGUUAAGGUGCGAAGUUUAUGAAUUCUGGGGAAAAUAGAACAAAAAUAAUUUAGAAAAGUCCAAAAGAAUCCAUACAGAGCAAAGACCAUCCAGGAAAGAAUGCUACAAUAAGCCCAGUUUCCCUGGGUCCUCCAAACACUAUUAAAUGCAAAAAGUCUCUAUCUGUAAAUAUCUCCAAUAAAUACCAUUAUUAAUCAGA